UCUCGGGCUGGAGCGCAUCAGGCGACGGCGGAUUAGCGCAGGUUUGCAUCACCCGGGCCCGGGCCGGAGCCGGCUCUGGAGCCGGGAGACACUCGCAGCGGAAGCGGCGGCGGCUCCACACGUGUCCGGCUGCGGGGACCGGGGUCCCGAGCGCAGCCGCGUCGCAGCGGGCCCCCGGCCACGUGGGAGUGCCCUGGAGACUCAGGAUCCCGCCGCACGCCCGGGCAAGAUGCGAGCCACCCCUCUGGCUGCUGCUGUGGGUGCCCCCUCCAGGAGGAAGCAGUGGGAGUUGGACAAUGACCUAGACACCGAGUGUCCCAUCCAGAAACAAGCGCGAAUCGGGCCCCAGCCCAGGCUGCCCUCCUGCCCGCUGCCCCCGAGCCCACUUCCUGCUCCAGCCCAUGCCUGUGCUGGGACCACUGCCUCCCGUCUUGGGCCCUAUGUCCUCCUGGAGCCUGAGGAGGGUGGCCGGGCCUACUGGGCCCUGCACUGCCCCUCAGGCACCGAGUACACCUGCAAGGUGUACCCGGCCCGCGAGGCCCAGGCGGUGCUGGAGCCCUACUCGCGGCUGCCCCCGCGGGGACACGUGGCGCGGCCGGCCGACGUCGUGGCGGGCCCCCGCCACCUCUACACCUUUUUCCCACGGCCCCACGGGGACAUGCACAGCCUGGUGCGCCGCCGCCGCCGCCUCCCCGAGCCCGAGGCCGCCGCGCUCUUCCGCCAGAUGGCCGCCGCCCUGGCGCACUGUCACCAGCACGGCCUGGUCCUGCGCGAUCUCAAGCUGCGGCGCUUUGUCUUCACCAACGAGGAGAGGACUAAGCUGGUGCUGGAGAACCUGGAGGAUGCCUGUGUGCUGAACGGACCCGACGACUCCCUGUGGGACAAACACGCGUGCCCGGCCUACGUGGGACCUGAAAUCCUCAGCUCCCGGGCAUCCUACUCAGGCAAGGCGGCCGAUGUGUGGAGCCUGGGCGUGGCGCUCUUCACCAUGCUGGCUGGCCACUACCCCUUCCAAGACUCAGAGCCUGCCCUGCUCUUUGGCAAGAUCCGCCGCGGUGCCUUUGCCCUGCCCGAGGGCCUCUCGGCUCCCGCUCGCUGCCUGGUCCGCUGUCUCCUUCGACGGGAGCCAGCCGAACGCCUCACGGCCACGGGCAUCCUGUUGCAUCCCUGGCUGCGGGAGAAGCCGAUCCCCUCAGCUCCACCCCGAUCCCACCUCUGGGAGGCCGAUCAGGUGGUCCCUGAAGGGCCGGGGCUGGAGGAGGCCGAGGAAGAGGAGGGGGUGAGAGAAGCCGGUCUAUAUGGCUAGGUAGCCUUAGACUCUCAGCUGCAGCAGUGGAAUUGACUUUGGGGUAUCUCCAAGCUCUCUCCCACCUUUUUUUGUUUUUGCACUGAGCCAAACCUUAGUGCCUUCUAGAAGGGAGAAAGGAGGCAUGUGUGGAGUGUGCUGUAUGCACCCUUGUGUGGUUCCGCACACCUGUGCACACAGGCUUGCGAAUUUAACAAAUCCUGGGAGCUCACUGCGCGCCGAGCCCUGUUCUCGGUGCUGGGAGCGCCGCAGUGAACAAAAGACGAACCUCCUGCGGACGACACAUCUCCAGCCCACGGUCGGUGUCCACACUGGGCCCUCUCAGCACAGGUGUCCGCAUCCACUCGUGCAGGUGCCCAGGCACUUCCGACCUGGGACAGUGCCUCUCACAAAUCCCUGUGCCAAACAAAGGCUGCUGGGCCUCUCCCUUGCAACUCAGGACUCCAGAGCCCAGGCUGGGCUGGGAAUUGGGCUCCCAGCCGCUCUCUUCUCCGAGCCAAGGACUGGGCUGGAGGAGCCCCAGUUCAGACUGUGAGGCUGGUCCUCGCCUAACUCAAGGAGCGGUUUGGAGCGAGGGCCCGCGCCUGUCCACCUCUGGCCUGAGCACCAGAGUUGGGGGAUGGAGGGGGCACGGUCGUCUCCCCCUGGCCUCCUGGAACGUCCCAAGCCCUGUUCUGGGUUUUGGAUCAAUAUUAUGGGUUUUGGAUGCCAGAAGAAUCUAUUUUAACCUUGUGCCUAAUAAAGGAGUGGUGA
Panthera uncia (snow leopard) is the source of this 2059-nucleotide messenger RNA. RefSeq names its product tribbles pseudokinase 3 (gene TRIB3). Lineage: Eukaryota; Metazoa; Chordata; Mammalia; Carnivora; Felidae. The record is from RefSeq and is a predicted model, not a curated record. Gene Ontology annotation, biological process: positive regulation of proteasomal ubiquitin-dependent protein catabolic process; regulation of MAP kinase activity; protein phosphorylation. The transcript is spliced from 4 exons. Gene Ontology annotation, molecular function: protein kinase activity; mitogen-activated protein kinase kinase binding; ATP binding. Bases 230 to 1306 code for a protein of 358 amino acids. Gene Ontology annotation, cellular component: nucleus.